Sphaerodactylus townsendi is the source of this 657-nucleotide messenger RNA. RefSeq names its product zinc finger protein 557-like. Bases 155 to 508 code for a protein of 117 amino acids. Lineage: Eukaryota; Metazoa; Chordata; Lepidosauria; Squamata; Sphaerodactylidae. Gene Ontology annotation, biological process: regulation of DNA-templated transcription. The transcript has 5 exons. The record is from RefSeq and is a predicted model, not a curated record.
UUUGCCCAAGAGGGGCUGCUUCUGGGGAGGGGGUCGUGUGCUCUUUUUUCCUCCCCUUCCCCACCUGGUUGUGGAGCAUCAGGGCCCCUCCUCCGAUCUCUGGCUUUCCUGCCAAGCUGGAGUCUGCAACUGAGCCGCUUCAGGGGGCUGCCUUAUGAAACCCCCCCACCCCCGGGGUGGCUUCAGGCAGGGCAAGGGUGAAAAGACAUACUUGAUGCCUCCUCCGCCAUCUCCCGCGCUUGGCGAAAGGAAGAGAGCCGCCAUGCAACAAUCUCAGGGUGGGGUGUCCUUUGAAGAGGUGGCCGUGCAUUUCACCAAGGAGGAACGGGCCCUGCUGCGGCCGACCCAAAGGAUCCUGUACAAGGAAGUCAUGCUGCAGAACUUUCGGAAUGUGUCUUCUCUGGGUCCUCUGAUUGCUAAGCCCGAGCUCAUAUCCCAGCUUGAAGAGGAAGAGGAGGUGUUUCUUGGGAUCUUUGAUGAAGAGGAGGAACUGCCAGAGAUUGAAUGAGAUGUGAAUGUGGAAAUGGUGGCUGUAGAUCUGGAACCUAUGAAAACAGCCGGCUUCCUUGUACCAAGUCAGAUCACUUAUUCCCUGUCCACCCUGAGUGGCCGUGGCUCUGUGGCAGGGCGGUUUCCCAGUCACCUGAAACCCCUUUA